AUGACAGAUCCAGCAAUUUCCUCAGUAGGUCAAUUAUAUGGAGAAACAGACACUGGUGAGGAAGGAUUUAAAGACUUUUUUGAAGCUCACUAUUGUAAUGAACUUUGUUUAAAACUUGGAUUGAAACAUCCAAACGGUGAUUUGUACAUGGAACAUCCAUCUCUUCCAAAAACAAUUUCAAACACAAUUGACCAUGUAGACUUCUGUUCAGGAUACUGUUGUGGAAACUAUAUUGAAUACAAGAUUGGUGAGAAAACACCAGAUGGCACGCUUUUUUGCAACAAAUGUAACCAGCGUAAUAGUAUAACUGAAAAGAAAGUUUGUAAAAAGAAAGGAUGUUCCCUUAAAUUUGAAAUUGAAAGAUGGUAUUGGGUAUCAACUGGAAAACAUCCACCAACCAAAUGUCAUCUACACAGAGGAACUAUAGCAUCUGAAUUAAGGGAUUGGAAGAAAAACAAAACCCUACCAAAUGGAGCUCUCUUCACUCAAGAAGAAAUGCAAAAUCAAUUAGAUAAGGAUCCAGAUUUGAAAAAGCAAUUUGAGAAGAGUAUCAUCCAAGAAAAGAAACCAGAUUUAUUUAAUACUGUUGUUAUUUCAAAUCUCCCUGCUAGAACAAAUUCCAUGGAUAUCUUUAAUAUGCUUCCCCCUUUCUUCACUAAUAGAAAUCAGAAAGUGAAAGUCACUGAACUUGAAGUGCCUUCAACCUUCAGCAUUGAGUUUGAGAAUGAACCAAUUGCGUUAGAGGCAUAUCAAAUUCUUGGAUCAUACAUCCAUAGAAGAAGAUUAAUUGUUUGUAGACCUCUACAACACAAACAUGAAUCAGUGAAACUGGAUAAAAGCUCCAUCAAUAUUCAGUUGUCAAAGUAUCCAAAUGUUAAAUGCAGUGAUAUUUUACAAUAUUUCAAGGAUUCGAAUUACAAAAUUCAAGACAAGUACUAUGAGGAAAACAAGUUUGCAAAUUUCACAUUCUCUGAUCCCUCAAUAGCACCAACCUUGGUCUCAAAAGGUUUAUCUAUUGAUGGCACACUUGUUAAAGUUGUUUAUAAGAAGGAGAAGCCAAUUACUAAACAAGAUGUACCACUAAAGAAUUUUAAGGAAAAGAAAAUAGAAAUUGAUGAAAACGUUGACAAGACAUCUGUACACAUCAAAUGGAGACCUAAAAAUCCAUCCGAAUCUGUUCAGUUGCAAGAGAUUGAUCUUUUAAAACUUUUGAACCAAUCUGACAUUUUUAAGAAGAAAUUCAAUUCUGCUAAAUCAUUUAUGCAAAUUACUUUCAAAUCAGAACAAUCUGCAGCAUUAUUGAUUAAAAAUGGUUUAAAGUUGCCAAACUUCAAGUUUACAAUCAAUUUCAAGAAGAUACAAGAAAAUGAAAGGAGCAAUGAUUGUAAUGAAAAACGAGUACAAAGUGAGGCCAAAUCCAAAAAAGAAAAGCAAUAUCCAAAGGUUGUGGCAAACUCGCUUACUCCAACAUCUGAUUCAACUACCAAAAAUCUUAAAAGCAAUAUUUCAACAUCUAACAAUCAAUCACCCAAGCAACAAAAUAUUUCUAAAAUGCAAAAUUUGAUGUUUGUUUUUGAUAUUAACACACUUUUGAAAAUUGGUAAUUUACGUAAUUUACUAGGACAAUUUCUAGAAAACCACAUCCAGUUUUGUGUUCCAGAUAUUAAAUUGGACGAAAUGAACGAAGACACGUUUGCGGUUCAAAAUUUAGUAGAUGAAUUCAAAGAAAUCAAUGUACAAGUUCCUGAUGAAUCAAAUAAUCUCACUUUAAGAACUCUUAAAGUAACCAAAAAGGUGUCUGACAAUUAUCCAAAUAGGAAUGUUAUGCUUGUGACAGAUGAUAAAGAAUUGAAAGCUAACGCAGAUAAAUUCAGAUUGAAUGUUAUCAAUAGCUCAGCAAUGAAUCAAUUAAUUAGACAGUCAAGCGUAAAUAAUUCAGUACCAAAGCCAAUACCAUCAAUUUCCAAUCCAUCACAAAAAUCUACAACUAUUCCAACAACUAAUACUGUUGAAACAAUUAUCAUAGAACCAUCUAAUCAAAGAACAACCAACACACCUGUACCUGUUCCUGUUUUGCAAAGUAUGACCAAACUGAUUAGUCAUGGAAAGAGAAAAUGA
Naegleria gruberi is the source of this 2118-nucleotide messenger RNA. RefSeq lists its product as uncharacterized. The record is from RefSeq and is a predicted model, not a curated record. Lineage: Eukaryota; Heterolobosea; Eutetramitea; Acrasida; Naegleriidae. Gene Ontology annotation, molecular function: ATP binding; protein serine/threonine kinase activity. Gene Ontology annotation, biological process: protein phosphorylation. The coding region runs from base 1 to 2118 and encodes 705 amino acids. The transcript has a single exon.